AUGGCACGAGGAAGAGACGCUGAACAGUUUCCUGCUACUUUGUUACCGUCGGUGAAACAUAUUGGACAGAAUGGCAUCAGUAUAAGUCAGAAUGAGAAGAAGAAACCUGAUGUGUCUGUGUGCAGUAAAAUCUGUUUUGCGAUUGGAGGAGCGCCGUAUCAGAUCACAGGAAGUGCUUUGGGCUUCUUCCUGCAGAUGUACCUGCUCGACGUGGCUCAGUUGGAGCCAUUCUAUGCGUCCAUUAUCCUGUUUGUGGGGCGAGCAUGGGACGCUGUGACAGAUCCCACUGUGGGUUUUCUGGUCAGUCGCAGCCCGUGGACAAGGCAUGGUCGUAUGAUGCCAUGGAUUGUAGUUUCCACACCGUUUGCAGUACUAAGCUAUUUUCUAAUCUGGGUGGUUCCUCCAGUGGAUAAUGGCAAGAUUAUUUGGUAUUUAUUUUUCUACUGCAUCUUUCAGUCUCUACAAACGUGUUUUCAUGUUCCGUACUCUGCUCUGACUAUGUUCAUCAGUUCAGAACAAAAAGAGAGAGAUUCAGCCACUGCGUAUCGUAUGACUGUAGAAGUUUUUGGGACUGUACUGGGAACUGCCAUUCAGGGUCAGAUAGUGGGUGGAGCCAAGAUAAAUUGUUUAAAUUACACCUCUAAUGAUACACAGCUCAGCUCUGAGGUCAACUCUUCCAUUUCACUGGAUGAUACGAAGCGAGCAUAUAUGCUGGCGUCUGGUGUGAUUUGUAUCAUCUACAUUCUUUGUGCUGUUAUUCUUUUCCUGGGAGUUCGAGAACAUCGGGGUGUUGCAUGUGUGAAAGAAGAGCAGCGUUUAUCGUUUGUGGAAGGGUUACAGCUGCUGCUGAAACAUGGUCCAUAUGUUAAACUGGUCAUGGGCUUCCUCUUUACAUCCCUGGCCUUCAUGUUAAUAGAGGGGAACUUCGCUCUGUUCCUGAUCUACACAUUAAGACUGCGUGAAGACUUCCAGAACAUCCUGCUGGUUAUAAUGCUGUCAGGAACUGUCACUAUACCCUUAUGGCAGCUGUUCCUUACACGGUUUGGUAAAAAGACCGCCUUCUACGUUGGCAUCUUGUGGGCAGUCCCCUUUAUGAUCCUGGUGGUGUGUAUUGAGAGUAAUCUGACUGUAUCAUACAUCGUGUCAGUAGCAGCGGGUGCUAGUGUGGCAGCAGCAUUUCUCUUACCAUGGUCAAUGCUGCCCGAUGCUGUGGAUGAUUAUAGAGUUAAGAAUCCCAACUCUCAUGGUCAUGAGGCCAUCUUCUAUUCCUUUUAUGUUUUCUUCACCAAGUUUGCAUCUGGAAUCUCACUGGGAAUCUCCACCCUCAGUCUACAUUUUGCAGGUUAUGUUACAGGAGCUUGUGUACAGCCUGAUUCAGUGAAUUUAACCCUGAAGCUGCUAAUGUCAGCUGCACCCGUCUUCCUUAUCAUUGUUGGCCUUCUCAUCUUCAGGCCGUACCCAAUCAAUGAAGAAAGAAGAAGAUACAACCGAAACCAAUUGCUCAACAUAAUGCAAAAUGGCAGUGAACCGGAAUCGGACACCUCUGGAGCUUCUCAAAGUACUGUCUGACAUGUACAGAUUGGUGUUGUGAUGACGAUCUGAACAACUUCAAAUGCCUUAUGAAUUUUUUUCA
This is a messenger RNA of Trichomycterus rosablanca, 1633 nucleotides long. RefSeq names its product MFSD2 lysolipid transporter A, lysophospholipid a (gene mfsd2aa). Gene Ontology annotation, biological process: carbohydrate transport. Gene Ontology annotation, cellular component: plasma membrane. The transcript is spliced from 14 exons. Gene Ontology annotation, molecular function: lysophospholipid:sodium symporter activity. Lineage: Eukaryota; Metazoa; Chordata; Actinopteri; Siluriformes; Trichomycteridae. The coding region runs from base 1 to 1569 and encodes 522 amino acids. The record is from RefSeq and is a predicted model, not a curated record.